AUGUCGCAUAGAUGGGACUACAACUCAUCGUCAUCUGUUACACACUGCCAGACUCCUAUCCUGUGUGGUAGGUGGACAGUGACAGAGCAAAUCAAUGACUCCAUGUCACAUAGAUGGGACUACAACUCAUCGUCAUCUGUUACACACUGCCAGACUCCUAUCCCGUGUGGUACAGUGACAGAGCAAAUCAAUGACUCCAUGUCACAUAGAUGGGACUACAACUCAUCGUCAUCUGUUAAACACUGCCAGACUCCUAUCCCGUGUGGUAGGUAUACAGUGACAGAGCAAAUCAAUGACUCCAUGUCACAUAGAUGGGACUACAACUCAUCGUCAUCUGUUACACACUGCCAGACUCCUAUCCCGUGUGUGACAGAGCAAAUCAAUGACUCCAUGUCACAUAGAUGGGAUGACAACUCAUCGUCAUCUGUUACACACUGCCAGACUCCUAUCCCGUGUGGUAGGUGGACAGUGACAGAGCAAAUCAAUGACUCCAUGUCCCAUAGAUGGGACUACAACUCAUCGUCAUCUGUUACACACUGCCAGACUCCUAUCCCGUGUGGUAGGUGGACAGUGACAGAGCAAAUCAAUGACUCCAUGUCACAUAGAUGGGACUACAACUCAUCGUCAUCUGUUACACACUGCCAGACUCCUAUCCCGUGUGAUGGGACUACUAACAACUCAUCGUCAUCUGUUACACACUGCCAGACUCCUAUCCCGUGUGGUAGGUGGACAGUGACAGAGCAAAUCAAUGACUCCAUGUCCCAUAGAUGGGACUACAACUCAUCGUCAUCUGUUACACACUGCCAGACUCCUAUCCCGUGUGGUAGGUGGACAGUGACAGAGCAAAUCAAUGACUCCAUGUCCCAUAGAUGGGACUACAACUCAUCGUCAUCUGUUACACACUGCCAGACUCCUAUCCCGUGUGCGAUCACAGUUGUCACAGUCACGGAAACAGUCAUUCCCGCCCCCGAAGCCACGUUUGGAAGCGGGAGCGGACACUACUGUCCCGACUCCUCAUCGAGUCCCACAUCGAGGAGAGGCUGGCUCAGCACCCGGGGACUGCAGAGCCACACACAUUCUGUGCACAAACAUAAGUCUCUCCAGAUGAGCAACACAACUCCUGUUGAAAGUGCACCUCGUUUCCAGGAGAGAUUCCUCCUCCCAACGCGACAGAGUUCUCCACGAGAGUAA
Homalodisca vitripennis (glassy-winged sharpshooter) is the source of this 1191-nucleotide messenger RNA. RefSeq lists its product as uncharacterized. The record is from RefSeq and is a predicted model, not a curated record. Bases 1 to 1191 code for a protein of 396 amino acids. Lineage: Eukaryota; Metazoa; Arthropoda; Insecta; Hemiptera; Cicadellidae. The transcript has 5 exons.